This is a messenger RNA of Amoebophrya sp. A25, 7317 nucleotides long. The record is from the annotation of a GenBank genome assembly. NCBI's taxonomy places the organism in Eukaryota, Dinophyceae, Syndiniales, Amoebophryaceae.
AAGUGUGAAAACAGCAGGAUCAAUAGUAAUUGCAUUCUUUGCAAGACGACGACCAUCGCUUUACGUAUGCUAUCUCUGCAACAUCAAUUCUUGUUAUUUUUUUCGUUAUCGUCUAUCUCUAUUGCAGAGUAGUUUACAAGAACUGCAACUGCCGAGGAGUACUAGUAAUAGUACUAUCGAGUGGUGCGAGAUUAGCCAGAUGCGACUAACAAGAAGGGAAAGGAUAUUAGGAUUAGCCGAAUUAUAACAUAACACUACAUCGACAUCGAGAUCAUACACUACUUCAGGAUAAUUGAUUCUUUCAUACUAGCGUGUACUUGAUAGAUACCAGCAGGAGGAACAACAACAAGAACAAGAAGAUGGUGAAGAGGUUUUGCUUGCUUUGAUACACUACUAGAGAUUGCCAACAAGCAGCAACCACCGCAGGCAGAAGUAUUUGCGUUCUCUCCUGGUGAUUCUGACGUCUGGAGCAGCUCUUUGCUGGGCGGCUUUGGAAAAAAUAAAAGUUGCGUCCUCUCCAUCUUCAGUGUGGUGUCAUCAUCAAUUACUAGUGAGACGAAGACAAGGACCACUCAAACAGCAACAGCAUCUUGAAUUUAGAAAGAAAAGAUCGAAAACGAAAUACAACGAAAAGAAUAAGGUAGUGCUCCGCGUACGUUAUUCUCUGGAGCAGGAGACGAACUCAUCAUCAAGAAGUUCGAGAAGCAGAAGUAGUGGUCGCACUGACUACGUACAGCAGGAAACACUUGAUUUGGAGCCAGUAAUCAUGAACAACAAGCACUGCGCCGCAGAUAUGCGACAACAUCAGCAACACGCAUCGUCGGCUGUCCGUGGAGUACAAAAAAAAUUAGCUUUAGAUUAUCGUGCAACGGCACUUAAUUUUGAUAACUUUUGUUUUUCCUUUUCCAAGAUAGGUGGCUGGAAAAACAGUUUCCUAAGAUUUCUCAUCUCUGCAUCUGCCUUAGAGGUAAGUGAUUCCCUGAACAAAAACAGUUUCGAGUUACUCCUAAAGGAAGCAACUUCGAAUUGCUGAGGAAAACAUGUUCUCACUAACAUCACUGCAAUCAGGGCCAGCAGCACCCGCAACACCAUCACUAUCAUGGAAACAAUGCCGGCCCCGUUGGAUAUCACCCAUCUCAACAUCCGCAGCACCCUCAGCACGCACAGCAUGCGCACCAUGCUGCACAUGCGCAACAUCACCCUGUCGCUACACACGGGCACCAUCAGCAUUAUGUUCAGAUGACCUUCUUUAGUUCUCGUGUUCUGAGUGAGUAGUCCUCAUCCUCUAGAAAUUUGAAUAUCAAUAUCGUUUGAUAAUUAAUAUAAUGAUAUAAUCCGGGGGUUCGGGUUGGAUGCGGUUGCGGGUGGGCGUGGACGAGCUCAAGGUUAUAAUAGUUAUUCUACUGCUGGAACUGGAACAACUGUCACCAGACACGCACCUUGCAGGUUUCCGAUUCUUGUUACAGGAACUGAGCAAAGAGUAAUCGUUGUUUUGUCAUUGUCUUUGCAUUCUUGAAUAAUAUUCAAAGACCCUUGAUUCUUCUUGUUGUGCUUUCAUAUUGUGCAGCAUGCUGGUCCUGGUGUGGUUCCGCACGUAGCGACUGUUCCGCAAGGUGUCCCGCCGCAGCAUCACCCGCAUCAUGCGGGUGCGCAUCACACGCAGCAAGCGCACCUGUCUGGGGGCCAUCAUGCGCAGCAACCUCCGCCUCGCCACUCGGGACACGGGGUGACGCAUGCGGCACCUCCGCAAGCGGCUCAGCAGCACAUACAGCAGCAACAGCAACAAGUCCAGGCUCAUCAUCAACAGCAAGUUCAGGGAGGACAUCCAGCACAGCAGCAGGUUCAGGGAGGCAAUCCCCAGCAGGCCCACCACCAGCAACAGCAACAACAACAACAGCAGCCGCACCAAAAUGAAGGCCGCAGAGUUAGAGUGGAAGGCGCAGGAGGCAAUGGUGGCGGAAAUAUGUACAACUCCGAAUCAGAGAAGUGGGCAGUGCCACCACGAUACAAGCUAGUCAAGGUCAUUGGGAGCGGCAGUUAUGGUAAUUCAACUACUUAGUACAUAGUUAUUCUUACCAGACUCCGAAGACGAGGCUCUUCUAUGUGAUGAAUUUGCUGUCGAAGACGAGGGUCUGUCCUUGUUUAACAACAGUUAAGAACUCAUGCAAAACACAAAACACAAACAUCGUCAGGUAAAGUGUGUCAUGCGAUCGACCAGGAGACCGGGAUGAGUGUAGCUAUUAAAAAGAUCAAGCGGAUCUUUGAGGAUUUGAUUGAUUGUAAGCGUCUGCUGCGUGAGAUUGCAAUCCUUGCCUUUCUGGACGACCCACGAACCGUAAGGCUGAUCGAUGUGUGCGUGCCUGACGAUCCCAAAGGGUUUACCGAGUUAUACCUUGUUCUCGAGCUGUGCGACAGUGACCUGAAAAAGCUCUUCAAGUUACCCGAGUACCUGUCCGAGAACCACGUUGUGACGUUACUGUUCAACACUCUCUGUGGCCUCAAGUACAUUCAUAGCGCAGGAAUCUAUCAUCGCGAUCUCAAACCCGCAAAUUGCCUCGUGAAUCGCGACUGCUCAGUAAAAAUAUGCGACUUUGGACUUAGCAGGCCCGUGGUGGACCCAGAAAAUGAGAUGCUGUCGAAUAUCGAUAACAACGGGUAAUGAGGAUAUAAAUGCAUCUUCCGGUGUGAAUAUGAAUCCUGAUGAUUGUAGUACUAAACCUAGAUGUACAACAUGAUCGAUGAACAUUUACAGACCUUCCUUCUUUCUCUUCAAGUUCAGUUAUGCGGAAAUGUGUCAAUAGUAUCGCUCCACCUACAUCAGGUGGCUUAAGAUUACAAUAAAUGAAGAAUCGUCAUCAACUAACAAACCCCGCAAGGUACCCCUCAAGUAUGGAGGACAGCCAGUCAAUCGAGAAGACUCGAAGGCUGACCGGCCAUGUCGUUACUAGAUGGUACCUAUAUGGAACUUAGAUCAACGACAGUGCUUUUAACCACUGGUGACGUCACUCACACAAACUAUACUACAAAGAAGACACUUAUUGUGAUUAACGAUUCUUCCCAGACAGAAGUCAGAACUGAUAUCAUACUUCAUCCCUUCUUUUACUUUUCACUUUCUGUACAUGCCAGGUAUCGAGCCCCAGAGUUGAUAUUACUGCAGGAAAAUUACACGGAGCAGAUAGACGUGUGGAGUUUAGGUUGUAUAUUUGCUGAGCUUCUAGGGAUGAUCCAAGGCAAUUACCCGAAUCCAAAAGAGCGAUGCCCAUUAUUCCAGGUACUCAAAUUUUAUGUCGAUAAUUUCUUAUAAGUACAACGCCGGUAAUAAUACCAUCCGCAUCCCACUGUCAAAGAUUUGUUACUGGGGAUAGAUACCGGAAGUCCAUCAAAAAUUACAUUUUGAGCCGGCAAGAAUUCUUGAACUUCCAACCAUGUGAUUAUCCGCAAAUAAAUAGGGCAAUACGUGUUACCCGCUGAGCCCUCAUAAGGAGCACGAUAAGGAGUAUCAGUAUUACUACAAUCGGCAGAGCAGGGACCAAUUGAACGUGAUAUUCAAUGUGUUGGGAACACCCAGCGAAGAAGCAGUCGAAAAGCUAGACAAAAUCGAUGCAAAGAGGUACCAUUUGAAUUUCUCGAAACACUCUUUGAUGAGGCGCUUCCUGCUCGCAGUAGUUGUUAUUGUAUGCUAGUUCAGCAUGAACAAGAUGAUUAUGAUAUUAGUAUCUAUUUCAUCAUAGAUAUCGAUUGAUACUUUGACCCUGUAGCUAAAUAGUCUUUCAGCUUCUUCUUUUCGCAUAUUGAUUUGUUAUUGACGAUUAACCACUUUUCAAAUUCUUCAAUAAGGUACGUACGUUGCUUCCGUGAACGAAGGCGUUUGAACUGGGACGAAAUGCCAAGAUUUCAAGCCAGUAGCGUCGAAGCGCUAGACCUCCUGGAUAAGAUGCUGGUACUCGUUCUACAACUCUAUGGCUUUGGACUCUCUUAAGAAAUGAAUAUUUCUUGUCCUUCUUGUUUUGUUUUUGUUUUGUGCCCUUGCGCUUGCGCUUGCUUAUGGUCUUAGAUAGUGAUAGGUGUAGCCUUGCGCAUAUUACUUAAACUGAUUGCGCUCGCUCUACUAGUAUUACCUCAUUGCCAAAAAUUUUGCUCACACCAGAUCCUGGAUGCUUCGGAGAGGAUAGAUGUGGAUAGUGCGUUGGCGCAUCCGUUAUUCAAGAAUUUGUACAGCGCGAGCAAGAUCCGCGUUGCGGACAGCAAGAUUGUGCUGGAAUUCGAAAAUAUCCCACAACUGAGCGAGUCGCAGCUACGCCUUUACUUCCUUCUUGAAAUUCAGAAAUUUCACCCAGAACUAGUGAUCCCCGAUGAACUCCUCUGCUUGCGGCAACCACCCUCUUCGCUUGUUUCCUCAGCUACUUGGGCCAGCAGCCACUAGCCCUGCUUUUCCUCACGACAGUCCUGAUGAUGAUGAUUCACGAUUUUUGAUGACGAAAUCAACGUGUUUGACAUUCAUACUACACCGUAGAAGUUUAGGCUUAUAAUGAUACGACAACCUACUUGAUAUUGAUGAGUUUUAGUCCCCUAUUUUGUAACUGCUCAGUCGACGUAGAACACUCCUCCAAUCAGCAACAUCUUCUUCUGAUUUUCACUUCCCCUAUCUUCAACCCUCCCCAUGCGUUGUUACCCAUUUAGUCCUCUUCAAGCAUGCUUUUGAGUUAAACCUGAUCAUAUUUUUUCGUUACCGACCAUCAUUUCUAGUAAGCCACGGGCCACGUGAAGACGAGAAGAAUAUAGAAGUACUUAUCGACAGUUCGAUUCAACAUACUCCUGUUGAUUAUAAUUAAGUAAUAGUUUAUAAGUAUUGAUAUUGUAAGCGUAAAAAAAUUUAAAACAACGGGUUACUUAAUCAUUUUCAUGUAAAAAACAAGGACGAACAAAAAGGGAUAGGAAUCAUUUUUCUGAUUGAUAAAAACAUCUGAUGCCAAUGCACUGCAGUUGCAAAGUUACUGUAGUGCAAUUUUCAUGGUGUUUCUUGAGUGAAGGAAGCCAAAGGCCAAAUAUAACCUGCCACAUAUUCUUGAACAAAAAGUUCUAGAGGACUGAUGACAUAGAGCAGGUGGAUUGAUCAUAUUCCUAAGGUUGUUAACGUUUUUGCUUAUCGUGUAUCAAAGUCUAUGUUGUUACAAUACCAUGACGAUGUUGCUUACUGCAUCUACUUAACUUAAUUCGAUUUCCAUACCAUCGUAUUUAACAUACUUCCAAUAACAAGGAACAACUUAAGAGCCACGUUGUUCAUCGUGGUUAAUAACGAAAUUCUUCAUAAGUUGCUGCUCUGAGGAAGCAGGUCGUGCAGGAGGUCGGUGAAUGGUGGAUAGCUGGUUGGGUGUCUUCUUGUCGUGACGGGAAGACCGACCGCAUUGACGCUCUUUGUCGACUCGCAAAUUGCACUGACGUCCAGAUAGGUAUCACUCCACCACAUGCACAUGCACAUCCUGUGUCUAAGAAAAAAACUCCAUGAUAUAGAAAACUUGUUUUCCAAGUAUGUAGGCGAGGGCCGCUGUCGCUUUAUGCCAUUUCGAUUUACAACAUGCAGAUGGUACGUACAUCAUGAUGAUGCUGUUGCUGGAUAUCUCCAAAUAUAAGGAACGUACUUCGUACACCUACACAGUCAAAUCAUCUUCGAACACGACACCAGCUCAAGCAGAAGGCCUCUCAUCAGACCCAACUAGGAGAUGUGCAUAGCAGUACUCCAAUAUGCAUUUUCUUCAGUAACCUUAUCGACCUCGUCCUCGGCGUGUAUGAUCAAGCUGACAAUCCUCUGCUUGCUGUCUGAUGUGGUCGUGUUUAUUCUGCUAGUAAAAGCAGCGGUUACUUAAAUAUAUAUAUAUUUCGUCACCCAUCGUUUCUUGGGAGGAGUAUGAAAAGAAAAUGUUUGUGAUCUGUUCAACGGAAGAAUAUGUACGUACCCAUUUUUGUCUCGUCCAAUGAGCAAUCAAUUAUCUAAAGAAAGAUGUAGGCGUGAGAAGCACCAAGAAGUAGAAAAAGCUAUGGUUUUGUUUACAAGAAGCAAGCAACUUGGAUGAUUCAUAGAAGUCAAGAGCUAUUCGUAUUCCAGAAUCAGUGAACAAGGAAUUAUCUCAUUUUUGUGAUUAGUAUGUUGCAAUUUUGUGCACCUCUUGGAGUCCUCUCAUCUGGUGUUUUCCAUUUGUUUAGUCGUCCGACGAGGUUAUCAUAGCUGUUCUUGAAAAAAUCAACGAAACUGCUGUUUUUAGCAUGUUCUUGGGAUUCUUCAUGCGUCUUCAUCAAUAUCGUUAUGUCUAAGUAUGUCAUUUAUUCGGUUUUCAUCAGAGAAUUUCUACUCUGUACAAGGCGCCGUAGGCGUAGUCUAGGUCUGCUAGGAAGCCAGAUCACCAUCACCAUAACCUAGAAUUAACACAACAAUAUUCUGCAGUUUUGUCAUUCUUUUUUGAAAAUGAGAAUGAAUACUCGUCAUACAUUAUCAGAUGGAGGUGGCAAACCGCGAGCAUAACCACCUCACGAAGUAGAAAUGUCUUCUGUGUUGCUGAUACCUUUGUAUUAUUGCUGUAGGUAUAGUUCUUCUUGAUCUUGGUGGUAGCUCGAGCUAAUACUUGCUUGUAGUUCGUUUGAAUGUAGAUUGUCCAUGUAGCCUGGUAGAUCAUUUUCAUCCUUUGUAGAUUCAUCAUUCUCAUUCAUGAUGAGGAUGAUCUAUUUUUCCCUUAGAAUAGGGUACUAAUGGUAAUGUCAUGAUUUGUUCCAGCGAAAAAUACGAAUACCAGAUUAAACAGAAAUAAAACGUUAUAAUAGCCUGCAGCAGGGUCAAUUUGAUACAAACAUCACUAGCUAUUGUCAACAUACAACUAUCACUAUCUGAAUCGCAAUCUCAUCGUCAUAGCAGCUACAGUUAGCAAGUAGCCGCGGUAGAAAGUGGGAUUGGGAUGAAGAAAUUGAUUCACUUGAAGAAGAAAUCGAGUGUCGGUGUCCAAUCGAUGGUGAGCACUAUGGGUAUCCCCCAGUGUCGUUCUUCUCGUCUUCAUGUUGUCCUGGAAAAAGAGGAGACAAUUUCAAUUCACUCAUCUCCUUCGUAGCAAAAAAAUUGCUCUAUUGGAGAAUGCCUGCCAACGAAAAUUCUUUAUAUGGGAUUCUUCAACAGCAUUGAUGAUAAGUACAUGAACAAUGGUCUACUAACUGUGCCGCGUUAUGAUCUCCAUGUUCAUGUGGCCAACAGUGCUGGUCCGAGGCUUUUUCACGCUUUGACUUGUGGAAAAUUAUUCUGAAAGAGAAAAUAGAAAAUCAAGAAGCACACAAGGG